Juglans microcarpa x Juglans regia is the source of this 813-nucleotide messenger RNA. RefSeq names its product E3 ubiquitin-protein ligase RNF149-like. The coding region runs from base 144 to 668 and encodes 174 amino acids. Gene Ontology annotation, molecular function: ubiquitin protein ligase activity. Gene Ontology annotation, biological process: protein ubiquitination. The transcript has a single exon. Lineage: Eukaryota; Viridiplantae; Streptophyta; Magnoliopsida; Fagales; Juglandaceae. The record is from RefSeq and is a predicted model, not a curated record.
AUCUAUAUAUAGAGGUGACAAAUCUUGCUUCAUUUCCAGCUUCCUUCCUCCAACGUCUCGACCGUACGUCUCUUUAUUAAAAGCAACUCCUCGAUCGAUCUUCUUCUCCCUUUCGCACAAAUUAUUAUUGUGUUAAAUUAAACAUGAUGAGCUUUCUGCAGCUAGCUACUGAUCUGAUCUCACUCUUUUCCCUUCUUGUUUCCAAGCUCAGUUCCUUGUCAGCCAUGUCGAUUAAUUACAUAUAUUCGAUUGCUACCAAUUUGAAAUGGACAUUCAACUUCUUGCUUUACCAUGCUUUCUCCAAGACCUACGCCUUUGACCACUUGGUUCCAGAAUUUGGUCAUGAUGAUCAUGAAGAACUUAUCAUAGAACGAUACCAGCACAAGCCAGCUGGUAGUAGAACUGAUGCGGAAGUGCAAUGUGCUGUGUGUCUGUGUAAGAUGGAAGAUGGAGACGAGUUUAGAGUGCUGAGAUGUGAGCAUCCGUUUCAUAGAGUUUGCUUAGACAGAUGGACUGGACGACACAAGGUUAAUAAUAAUCAAACCUGCCCCUUAUGCCGAGAUUUCUUAGCUCCGGCGAGAAUGAUUACAGAGCUGGGAGUGGAAGUUCUAUCGUUUAAAUUUUACACGUUCAGAUCCGAUGCCCGCGAGACAUGGUGGCUUCGGUAAAUAUUAUUCACGACGGGGCCGGCGAAUUAAUUAGCUGAUGAUGCAGGGAUUAAUACUGCACAGUCUGGUAAUAGUCCUUUGUUUUGCAUGCCCUUUUCCCAAAAACAAAAAAAAAAAAAAAAAAAUCAAGUAAAUUUUUUUUCCG